CUCCUGCGCGGGAGCAGGAGCGGCGGGGUCCCGCUAUGGAGCGGGGAGCGCGGCGGGGGCCCAAGACCCCCCGAGGGGUGGCCCUGACAGGCCAGGUACCUCCCCCACGCCACGGGGAGGGCAUGGCCGGCGCCCCCGGCGGAGGGCCCGUGCCCCAGGCAGCCACGGAGAAACCAUCGUGCCACGGGGAGCCACCCGGGACAACCAGUGAGGCCGAAGCCGCAGCGGUGCCCCCCGAAGAAGUCGGUGAGGGGCUCGGGGACAGCUCACCCCAGACACCCCCCGUGCCCGCGUGGAUGCCCACAGAGCAGCCCGCACCCCGGGGCAGCUGCUUGAUCCGCAACUGGCAGGAGGAGCGAGCCACGAACGACCUGGACCGCGUGCUGAGGCCGGAGCUGGGCAGUGAGGGCUUCUUCUACCGGCACGGCCACCGCGAGCUGCUCGCCCACCAGCUCCUCUCCCAGCUGGCUGACAGCACCACCACGAAGGACGCCUACCGCCAGCCUUGGAGGACCGCGCUGCCGGCCCGAGGGCAGCGGGAAGCCAUGCUGGAGUUCAUGCUCUACCAGAAAUACAGGAAGGAGAUGCUGGAGGAGAUCUGUCCGCCACCUGGUCCCAUGGAGUUGGUCUCCACCACGCACCGGGACUACUGCGCUGAGGGCUUCCAGCCCAUGCCGCUUCCCGCCACCCAGCCCCACGACUGCUACACGGAGCAGCCCUGCACCUACUGGCUGGAGCAAGCCCACGGCGUGCCCGUAAGCCCCCCACCAGCCGGCUGGGCCCCGUGCCCUCCACGCGGCUCACGGGGUCCCUCCGUCCCCCUCCAGGGCGUCACCAGCAUCUGCACCACAGACACCCCUUUCCGGAGGAACGCGGCCUUCUCCACCCCCGUCACGGAGCAGCGGGGCCAGCCCCUGCCCUGAUGCCCAGCCUCUGGCCCAGUCAAGCAAUAAAGAGCAGGAGGCA
Molecule: messenger RNA, 966 nt
Organism: Dromaius novaehollandiae (emu)
Lineage: Eukaryota; Metazoa; Chordata; Aves; Casuariiformes; Dromaiidae
Gene: SPAG8
Product: sperm associated antigen 8
Exons: 6
Coding region: 36-923 (295 amino acids)
Biological process (GO): positive regulation of transcription by RNA polymerase II
Cellular component (GO): cytoplasm; nucleus
Molecular function (GO): microtubule binding
Source: RefSeq, a predicted model, not a curated record